GCCAAACAACAAAGUCCUUCCACCACUUCUCUCUGUGUCCAAAAAUAACCCGGCGCACACACACACACACACACAACGAUGAUGGCGUUUGGUGGCUGGGUUGGCGUGUCGAUCAGCGUGGUGCUGCUGCUGCACGCCGCAUACUCCGCGAGUAGAUAUCACAGCUAUCUCAAGAUCAAUCAUGAGGAGUUUGAGUCCCUUCCCAUCGACAUUGUGGUGCAGACGGUAGCCGCCAUGAUUGUUGGCAUGGUUGCCAUUGUUGCACUCAACACAAACUUUGCCGAUAUCCACCUCACAUCCCGCCUCAAGAGCAAGACGUGGGAGACGGCGUGUCCGAAAGCAGCCUUCCGCACCUUCCACAACACCCGUCACUCCUUGAUCCACAACAAGGCGCAUUGAGAGCCGGUGGCCCCCCCCCCCGCGCGCAUCCACGUGCCUUGUUUCCACUCCUCCGUGCUCUCUGUCACAUCAUGCCUGUCUAUCUGAGAAUCAAUUCAACUCACAUAGCCUUGACGCAUGCGCAACUCACCUGUCCCAGCAUUUCACAUGCCCCCCCCCCCUCGUGAAUACACGCUCUCCUACCAUCUCAAACAGGCACUCCCUCUGCAGUCGUUAGCUCUAUCUCUCUCUCUCUCCCUCGCGCACGUCAGCGUCCAUGCCUCAUCUUGUCUUGUCUGCCCCUCCUCUUCUUCCUCACUGCCACAUUGAAUUGUCACGUCGUGUUCCAAUACAAGCAAGCGUG
This is a messenger RNA of Salpingoeca rosetta, 742 nucleotides long. RefSeq lists its product as uncharacterized. The record is from RefSeq and is a predicted model, not a curated record. The transcript has 4 exons. Lineage: Eukaryota; Choanoflagellata; Craspedida; Salpingoecidae. The coding region runs from base 79 to 399 and encodes 106 amino acids. Gene Ontology annotation, cellular component: EMC complex; plasma membrane; Golgi apparatus.